AUGACAGAAAAGUUACCCGAGUCCCUUGGUCAUUGGGUUCGUUGGCUGAUUGGGUUGAAGCACGUGUGCCGCCUCCUGCGUCGGAGAUACGCUAAGGAUCGGUUGCUCGAGCAAUGCUUUGCCGAGGCUUACUUACUCCCGUUCAAACGCAGCAUCGAGCUGUUCAACUAUGAAGUGCAUGAGGGUCGCUGGGGUUCCAUCCUGACUGCCUUAUUCCACCUGCUCCCCCUUAAGACAGCCUUGAGGGCAGGCUGGUCCUUGGCGAAGUACGGGCGGGGUCAGUCUGAGCAUAGCGGGGAGAAGGGGCUAAAGAUCGACGAGGUUGACCGAGCGAUCACAAGCGACUGGUGGUGGGGGUAUUGUUCUAUGAUAUGGACAGCGGGGGAAAUCGUAGAGCACGUGUCCUUCUGGGCGGAGUCUUGCCCGUGCCACCUCAAGGGAAUCAAGCUCCGCGAUGGUUCGACCGGGGAGAGGAGGCAGAAGCAAGACAGGUGCCCGCUACAGGGCUGUCAGGCCCCAGCGUGUGCUGCAGGGCAUCUGUUCACGUUGCUGCAAGAGUUGUUCUCCAGGGGUCAUUCCCAGCUCGUGCUGCAUCCAUCGAUGGCUGUGCUGUCUGAGGCCGAGAGGGCGGAGAUUGCAUUGGAUUUCAACCGUAUCAAAUGCCACUUCACAUUUUGGUUUCAGUUGAAGUUUUCUCAUUGGGGCGAGCUCCCAUGGAUUCUUAUCGGCAUAGCCCAUUGGGAUGGCGAAACAGCUCGCAGAUGCGCGGGCCAGAGCCUCCAACUCUUCGCAGGCAGCUCUAAAGAUCCGUCCCACCAUCAUCGUUUAUCUGUUCUGUUGUGCCAGCCGGGGGGGCGGGGUCACGAGCAGAUGUCCUUGUUCGCAUCGGGGGAACGCAACAUGGAUGACCUCCCGUAUUUGACCCAGUUCGCAGCCCGCUUUCGUUUCAUCCAGGUCAGCGAGCGCUGGAUCGAGGGCCGCCACCACCUAGCAUCACAAGUGUUCAAGAUAUCUCCCCGUGCAGGACCUGUGCAUCUGUCGUUCUCAACAAUCCUGCCCUUGAUCGUGAAAGCGGCUGAGCGCGAUCCAGAGUUUCUUAAUGUAUUGGCAUCCAACUCGCAGGGCCGCGCACGCCUCCUCAGAAGGGCCAUGAGAGUCUGGCCCGAAUUCGCACGGGCAAACACCCCAGCCAUCACGGGCUGA
Prorocentrum cordatum is the source of this 1203-nucleotide messenger RNA. NCBI's taxonomy places the organism in Eukaryota, Dinophyceae, Prorocentrales, Prorocentraceae. The record is from the annotation of a GenBank genome assembly.